CCCUACUACACGCGUUCUCACAUUUCUCAGAGCACAACAGCUGGUGAACAACAGAAGAAAGAACUGAGAAACAGACUAGAAACUAAAACUUGAUUGACUGCGGGUAAAAAUAGCUAUCCGAUCUUUUUGGUAAAAAGGUGCCAAAAAAAGAACCGUGCGCAAUUACGCAUAGAAGAAACAAAAUGACAACAGCGAUGGAAGUGAACAUGGAAGCCAGGCGGAUACUGGCCGUAUCCAUAAGUAAGCUGUACGCUUCAAGGUCCCAGAGAGGAGGACUGAGACUCCACCGGAGCCUCCUGCUGUCCCUGGUCAUGAAGUCUGCCCGGGACAUCUACCACUCCUCACGGGAGGAGGACGCGCCGAGCGGAGCGCAGUCAGCCCCGGAGGAGCCGAUGGAGACUAGCUCCGGUCCUGAGGUGCCAGAGCCUCAGCCCCUGUCGGAAAGAAACUCCUCAGAAACCGCCUCAGAGGAGUCGGACAACAAGGCGAAAGAUUACGACUGUGACACCGUCGACGACAAGGAGAACUUGAGCCCGACGAAGCAGUCCAGGAAACGCCGGGGCAAGGCGUCGGCGGCGCCUGACUUCCUUCCCAACAAGAGGGCGAGGCUGGAGCCCGGGGAAGAGAGGUAUUCAGCCCCACUGGGCAGCUGCCGGGUCGGGGCUGGAGAGUCUCUGGCCACUUUGUCUCUAAAUCAAGUCAUACCUGCCUUCUGAACAGAUAAAGGGACAAAAUAGUCUCCUGUUGGACUUUUGAAGUGGAGCAAUUCUUAACUCCAUGUACUAAGCACCGAUGAGCUGACCUACAUCAGCAGUCCCGGGACAAAGGGAUUAAUGGUGCCAAGGAACGGGCUUUCAGGCCGAACUGUUCCUGCUGGGGCAGGUAAAGCCCCCAGAAACAAAGAAAGGACAGAGGAAGAGCAGUCAGAUGGCUGGAAAGUUGGUUGAAGAACCUGAUUAGGGAAGUGGUUGUGUUUCCACUUGUUUCCCUAUGACUCAUCUUCAGUUCAGUGACUCCAAACAAGUGACAACUGCUGAGUCAGAAUGUGUGUUUGUAAAUCAGCAGAGUGUUCAUCAGAGAGCAGAAGGAGUAAGCAGCUGACCACAUGCAGAAACGCACAGAUGAAAAAUGAGUUUCAGGGAAUUUCCUGUCUUCAUGACGAGAAAUCGGAGAGGAAAAGAGGAAGGAGAGCUGAGGCAGACACAUUCAGCUGCUCCUGUGGACUUUGAUAAAUCAAUACUAAUGCUGCUGGACUGUCCUACAUACUACAUUCAUAUGGUGCUUUAAUAAACUGACUAUAUUGCACUUUAAAAACUUGUUGUCCAUUUGGACAUUAAAUAUUUUACUGUGAUUCAUCUUGUUCAUGUCUGACCUGUGAAAUGUGGCCUGACAUCUCAAACUGUUUGAUAAUUCUGUUGUGAAUUCAACAUUGUCAACGUUUGUAAUAAAGUUGCUGAAAGAGUAA
This is a messenger RNA of Cyprinodon tularosa, 1465 nucleotides long. It is a transcript of the gene ier2b, whose product is annotated as immediate early response 2b. Bases 183 to 716 code for a protein of 177 amino acids. NCBI's taxonomy places the organism in Eukaryota, Metazoa, Chordata, Actinopteri, Cyprinodontiformes, Cyprinodontidae. The transcript has a single exon. The record is from RefSeq and is a predicted model, not a curated record.